GUUUAGAAGAAGUAGGUCACAUUAAGUCACUACACUACUUUUAUUGCAAAUGCAAUCACUAUCGUACGAAAGCGCAUUUUCCUUUCGUACUAAGUCGUCGCCCCUCCUUGUCUUCCUUGUUGCCAUGAGCAGAAUGAAAAGAAGAUACAGUUACAGAGGCUAGGCGCCAGGAAGCCGAAAGCAAAACAUAUCGGCCAACAACAUACCUCCGCGGCGAUGCCGCGUGGCUGUGUCGGUUGUGAGGAUCGGAAUGAACGGACUUUAAUAUAGCUCCUGAGUCGCAAAACCAAAAGCAAAAUGGUGACGGCUUGCAAUUUUCUCCUCUCGAUCAGUUUUCUGGUCGACUGGGUCUCGGUCCUUGUCGUCGAGGGUUUAACGCAGGAGAAGCCUAGCCACCUGGCCGCGACGACAGGUCCUGUUGCGCAAAAAUCACUUGAGGUUCCUCCUGCAGCCGCAGCAUCCGAAUCUACUACUGCCGUCGAUGUUGCUGCCGCUGCAGAAUCUCCAAGCGGCGCUGCGGAGAAGCCAACGCCGAGUGCGAGGAGCUUCGCGGACCUCUGUGCGCAGCAUUGCGGUUUGGGCAAGCCGUUGAACAAGAAAACGCGGAAAAGGCUUAUUCGAGCAAUGAAAAGAAGUUCGGCAGAGGAGCAGGUACAUACAGCAGCGAGCUGCUCUUUGUGGUUUUUGUUUUAUGCAUUAUUGCAGCUGCUGUGCCUGUGCUGCAUUCGCAGUUCGAUCUUCAUCUUCAUGGCCAUACAACUGCAUACGCACAUCAAUCAGGAGAUUUGGAUGAAGACCAAGCUUGUAGUAGAUCAUGCGUUAUCUUCACGCUUUCUGACCUUUCCAAUACCACUCACCAUAGGUGCAAGGCCUUCGCUCCUGCAUCAAGCAAUGGGCCCGGCCGGAGCUGGUUUCUACUUUGCUGAAAAAAGGCUGUGCGUGGAGAACUGUGAGAAGAGUCGACGGCUUCGUGCGAGAGGAUCUUACCCUAGAUCCAACUGUGGUGGAGUCAAAAGCAGGCAUUUUGCCGGUUCCUUCGUCUUUCGACGAUUUUGCGGCCACUGUAGUAGAUACUAAGGAGCCUACGUCCGAGACGAGAACGAGAACCGUCAGGCCCGAAGAAGAUGCCAAUUUUUACGUCGACUACGGCUCGCGGCCAGAUCUGUUUCCCAACGGCGCGCCGCCAACAGUGGCGAAAAAGACGAGCGCAGCAUCUGCAGGUUCGGGUGAAGCGUCGGAAAUCGGCCCGAACGGAGAGCUGAUGGAGCCCCCGUCUGGGAAUACCAGGAAAGAGGACCAACAAGAGCAGUUGCAAGAAAGCCCAACGACCUCCGCCGCAGCAGCCUCAACGACUGCGACCACCACCGCUACGACACGGCAAAAGCAACGAAUGCUGAGACGGGUGCAGAAGCCCAAGGAAAAAACGGCAGAGGAUUUUGAGAACCAGUACUACGCCGGGAACUACUACGAAAAAAUGCGGCACACAGGGCCGGAGUUCCAGUUCCUGGAUGUCUUUCACGAGGUCUUGCGGGAUUUUGUCACAAUCAGCAGCGGAAGUGCGGAGGAGGCUUUGGGAUUACUCGGAGGAGGAGGCGGCGCGCCUGGUGGGACUGCAUCCCAACCACGAGGAGCCACAAGAACUACACAAGAGCAGCCGAUGGAGAACUACAGUACCCCACAAGAUGAUGAAGAUUUGGACUCGAUUUUCCGCAACCGAAAAUCCUUCCGAGAAGAAACACAGCGGCUGCACGCGUACCUCGAGGCGUUUGUGAUGCAUGUGGGGCUGGAGUGUGGCGAUCGGUGUUCGCAGUUGAAUGGCAUCUGGAACAUGGACGAGUACAGGACCGACACGAGACGGCUCCUGGAGACCCUCGCGCCCUUCUCGCUUUUCUUCGGCCAGACGGAUAGCAGAGUGUGGGCUGUGUGUACAGAGGUUUUUCUUUGAGAUUGUCUACCAUGCUCCGACAAUUGAACUGAGUGUAGUUGGUACAGCAGUGGCGUGCUUGUAAUGCUUCACUCUAGAUGUAGAAGAUGAAGAUCAUGCUUUCUUAUUUUUUUUGCGUCACGCACAACAAAAUAAACCUUUCCAGUGUCCCUAUUUCACGCUGCGGAGUUCGAUCACUUCGGCCAGGUCUUCCUCCAGCAGUCGCUGUUUCAGGCCCUCGUCGUUUAUCUCUACAUUGCCUUGAUGUUCUUCCUCCACCGCAGACGCAUUUACCAGCACGCGAAGACGAAUUUCCGCCACUUAAGCGCCCUGGGAAUUCCGGAGGUCGAGGCGGAGUCCUCUAAUGUCGGCGAUGCAAAGCAACUCGUUGCUGGAAAGCUGAAGUUAGACCGGAUAUCAGCCGUGCGGGAACGGAUUCAAAACUGGAUUGUGAAGCGAUACAAGAGCAGUUUGAAAGACCACCUCCAGGUGCAGGAGCAGGAUCGAGGGGAAACACUUGCAAUUUGCGACGGCAAUACAACUAGGGACGUCAUUUCAUCUCCCGACCACGAAGUAGUGACGAUCACAACGCCAAUCCUGGACCGAAAAAAUCCUGCCCUAAGUUUGGGGUUCACCGCGUUUCAGAACGUUUAUCAGCAACCGAGGAAACCGUCGGAAGAUGCAUUGCAAACGCCCGCGCAUGUUAGGGUUUUGGACGACGAAAAAAGUACUCUCUCCAGCAUGAGAUCGAAGGACGCAGCAAAUAAACCGCAGGAAAUUGUUUUGGGGAAAUCGAUCUUCUUGGAAGGCCGGCAUCAGUCUUCUACGACGUCGACGCCGAGUGCGAGUCCGGCGAUUGAUGUAAACGCCCAGAACUACCGCCCGGGGGCCGAAGACCCGGAGCUGCCGGAGGUGAACCAACAAGCUACAGAUCUCCAUAAAGAAACGCAGGGACAAGAAACGAGCGAGAACGGUCCGGCCGCACCUAUAAAACAUCAGCCCGAAGAACUGCAAGAAGGGCAACAGGUUGCUCUCCCACCAGCACCCCCAGAACUACGUGAAAACAAUUUACCAACCCCACGGACGAAAAAGAUUUUGAACGAGACGGGCGGCAGCGUUACUGACACCGAGGACGAAGAAACAACUUCAGAGGCGGGGACGAAAGAAGUCGGUGAGCAACAGGGUGCACCAGCAAAGCGUGAAAAAGAAGAACAGCACGACUUAGGCAGAGAUGCUGGUGCGACGGCAGAGGGACAGGACUCAAUAGGACUGGUCGUCAAUGGAACAACAGCGCAAGUGCAGCCGUCGUCCUCAUCUUCCACGACAACUCCGAUCGAUGCGCCGGUUUCCAGCGCCUCUUCCUCCUCGCCAACUUUUACUUUAGAGGACGACAAUCGAGAACAGCAGCAAAGUAACAUCACAGAUAGUCGAGAACAACUGAACACCUCUUGGAUCCUUGACCCAGCGACACACACGAAUAAACAGCACCAGUUCAGGUCCUCCGGUUCUUCCAGCAAGCAGCACAGUCAACCAUCUCCGGAAGACGACCACCCACCAACCGAGGAUGAGAACGUGAUCGCGAUUGAGAGCACGCGCGGGCACACGACAAGGUACCGAAUCGCGUCCAAAAACUCCAUCCACAUGAUCGCGCCGAACCACGAUGAGCAGAUGAAUACUUCCAUGAAUAAGAGCAACGAACCGAUUCUGCAGAACCCGUAUCGGAAGUUAUUGGAUAGUGGGAGUAACACCAAUCCGGAACAGCAAACUAACGACCUGUCUAGCACGACAGCUACAACCUCUUCUGCGAGAUCCUCGAAGCAGUCUGCAGCGAAGGAGGCCGCUGCACCAGGAAACUAUAGCCAAAUUUUGCGUUCCGCUGCAAGCAGCACGUCGACUUCGGCAGACGAGGGGGGAAACAAAUCAACAGCCACUUUGAGCAAGCAGAGUGGCGGUGGUGGGGUCAUGCAGCUUUUCGACGAUCAACGGCAAACAGGACCACUUGCAAGAAGUCAGGAAGACAACCUCACUGAUAACCUUACCAGCGAGGAUAACAUCCAAAGCAAUUUCAGCCACCCGAUACUAGUAGGCCACAAUAUCUCCCCCGAAGCGAUCCCACUCUUCUCGCCGGCCGGGACAGGAGAAAGCCCCGGGGAAGACCAGUCCGACUCGAACACAAGCGAGUAUGAACGGUCGUACUUCGAGCAGACGCCGGAGGUGGUGUCGGCCUUGAACUACAGCGUGAACAGGAGCAUGAUGCUGGAGUCUGCGGAGAAGCAGGUGCAAGCGCACAAAAAGCGAGUAUUCGACGCGAACGACUUUUACUUGACCACCCCCGUGGGAGCAGCCGGGAUGGACUACUUGGAAGAAAACGACAUAGGUACUAGAGGGGUGCCUCCCCGUCCUUACGGUGGUAGCAGUCAGAGUUUGUUCGGCCGAGAUUUAGAAGACCCGGCAAACAGCCGCGGUCGGGUGCUGGAGGUGCACAAGUUCAGGUUUGAGAAAACCACCGGAACCGGAAGCACACCGGAAGAGUGGAACAGUGCAUCUUCCAUGAUGUUGCCUGGAGGACACGAAGAGAAUGAAAAAUCAAACUCUGCCCAAAGUCGUUCCAGCAGCAGAAACAGCAGCAAGCAGGUCCGGUUUCAGAUUGACAAUGACGAAAAGAUGCCCAGUGUGCCGCGCGUUGUAGACAGCAAUGCUUCAUCUUCUUUGGGAGCGGAAGUGGACCAACUUGGCAUCUUUGAGGCUGAAAUUAAGAAGCACUCCGAUACGCAGACUAGUGACACGCUGGCGAUGAUGAAGAGGGAAUUUGGAGCAGCUUCCACCGCAGCUCAAGACCAGGUGAGAGACGAGCUGCACAUCCAGCCGGUAUUGGUCGGGUCGACAAUCGCAGUGAUGCUGAUCAGUGCCCCGGAUGAGAAAGCGCUGUUUGGGAGUGCGUUUGUGGACACGAGAGGAAGUAGCGAUUCUAGAACAAGGGUAGAUAACUUUUUGGAGCAGUUCGUCGUCGCGGCUCCGGCUGAAAACCCAAUCCAGGUGAACAAGAUGUCGCCCAUGAUUUCCAGUGCGACAAGACCACAAAGCGCUUCUGCCACUUUUCUCCCCGCACCCAUUUCCACCGACAGUCUGUCUGCGCACGAUAAUCAUUACUCCGCUCUUACCGGGGCGUUUGCAUCUGCGGCGAGUGCGAGCAGCUCAAUUUCGUCGACGCCUCAACGCAGCCAUGGUAGCUUGGAAGCAAACUCAUUUUACGAGCAAGGAGCUGUAACAAGCGAGGACGGUACCGUAACUGUCGAUACUUUCUUCGGGGAGGGGUUGCACGCCCUGCUCGCGUCGGACCGGGCGAAGAAGAACCUAUUAAUCCUGAAGCACGCGAUCUGUGGCUUUUGCAACCUGCACGUCAGUUUGAUCUCCCAUUUUCUCCCGGAUUUCUUUUCGGCAAAUAGUAGUACGGCGAGCUGGUGUUCUGGGUUUGCGGAAGAUGGUCUUUCCGAGGAGACAACUUUUGACGAGAAGAGACAUCUACCUUACAUCCCAUCCGACGAAGAAAUUGAGGAAGAUACUUCCGACGCAGGGAGAAGUAAAGAUGGGCCAAGUAACCUGCAAAACCACGAAUCCCUUCUCCUACAAAGAGAGAUAGAGAAAGAAUACGAAGAACAGCUACGGCAAUCGCAGGAAGAAUCGGAGCUGCUGUUGCAGAAUCUGCUCAAAGAUUUUGAAAAGUUCCUGAAGAUCGUCUCAACCGUGACAGUCUUCCUGUGGUUGCACACAACCAACAGGCUGUUCGAAUUCACGCUGCUUUUCGUCGCCAGCUUGCUGUUGGCCGCUGCCAGCGGGAUCUUCUGUAGCGGGCUCUGCGAUGUGCUGAUUUUCGGACCAGAUGGUGGCGCUCACUCGCUUCAGAGUGAAUCAAAAAAUGAAAAGGAGAACCACAUCACGGAGCAGGCCAUUUUGUCGAAGAAGCGGAAACUGAUUCUGGUCAAUUGGAAUAGUUUGUUCGGCGUGGAAGGAACAUCCUCAUCGAGCUCUAGCACAGACGAAGAGCAAAUGACAUCACGCGGAAAUAAAUCAGCAGCACGAAGAACAACGGCCCAUCAAUCUGCAACAACAAGCGUCACGAAACUGCAGGCAAAAACCGAAGACCCGGACUCGGUGAACAUUGUGUCCGUGUCGAGAGUAGAAUCCAGUAUCAAGUGUAAAAAUGUCUGGGUCUGGAAGAAUGCAAGUUUGUCAUGCUUGUCUGGCAUGACUCGAGAAUCUGUCAUGCACAUUACCAAAGAGCCACACUUUUCUGUCAUGCAGAAACGUAGUUUGUCAUGCAGAAUAGGCAACACCUAGAAGCUCAGAAACUUGUCAUGCUGAGCCAGCAUUUGUAGCCUCAUCAUGAGACGCCACCCAGCAUCACAAGUUUCCAGACCCAGACAUUUUUACUUUUGAUAUCCAGGAAGCGAAGACAACGACUUUUGGAAAAGAGGAAAAUUCCUGGAGGUGCUGGAGCAAGUAGAACAUCAGGAGCUGCAACGCCGACUACAGCAACUGUUCCGGAGCUGGAAAAGCAGGAGAAGCCCGGCGCGGCUAUUAAGGUAGACGGGGGCACCAGUGCAACAAGUUCCAGCUACAGCAAGCCGGAUAAACACAGUACGACUCUAGUACCAGCAACGACCAGCAACCAACAACUGUUCGAGCUCGGGCCGACGUUUACUGAGUACGAGAAGUGUGCGUUUAUUUCCCUUUUCUGCGCCGGGGGCGCCGCGUUGCUACCGACUGUCGGCAGGUUGUUGGGGAUUUUGCCGUUGUUUCUUUACGAGGAAACGGACAAACAGGCGCAGGAACAGCUCCUCGGAAAGUGGAACGGGUGGACAAGAUUUACGGCGGUAAGCCUCGACACCGUGACGUUUCUGGUCUUACUCGACAGGUUCUACCAAUUGUACAUGAUUGUGUACGGCUGCGGGUUUGUGUUGGCGAAACAGAAUAGUACCAGCGGGAAAGAAACAGCAGAGGAGACCACAUCGAAAAGCGGCAGUGGUGGUCCCCUCUCGAGAAGUACCAGCGCCGUGCCGAGAAGAAAUACGUCGGCAUCAGCGAGAAGCAAGAAUCAGAAACAGAACGCAGAAAAUCAGAUUACCGACUUAGAGCAGGGCCUGGAGGUAGCGCCUACCGUAGAAGACGAGUACUUCUCAGUUGAUGCAGCAAACCAAAUUACCGACGCAACUACAACGAAGAUGGGCGCUAACGAAGUUCUUGUAGGAGGCCACGAAUCUUCUUCGGUGACAAACCCGAAACGAGAUCGAUACACGACCAGCUUCGCCUUGCACACGCUUCGCUGGGAACUUUUGAAGUUGAAGCAGGUUUUCAAGCUUUUCGUCUUCACGCACUUUCUGACCCUGGCGCUCUUGCUUUGUCUCGUCUUUCACCAGAUGUUUUUGUCUGGGUUUCUGCUGUCACCCGGGGGAUUCGGUGGCGUUUUCGGGGGAAGUGGGCAAACCAGCAAUGCGUACGUUGACAACAGCCUGCAGGACAGCGACUUCAAGAAGAGCAGCUUCCCACACAACCCCUUCAACGCCAAUAGCGGUCCGGAUCUCAAGGACCGGCCUUUUGGGAACUCGGUACAAAAUUUUCCCCUGUCUUCAACAUCUUCUUCGACGGCAAGUGCGGCUUCCACUGCAUCCUCCUCGUUUUUGGAAGGGUCGGAACAAUCUGAGCAACAGCGGACUCCCCCCGAUGACGAGGUGCAGUUCGCACGAGAGCUGCAGGAAGCGGACAAUCGGAGGUAUCUCGCGAUGAGUAACGAGGAGCGUGCGAAGUUGGAAGUGGAGCAGCGCUGGGUGGCGCAGGAAGCGAGAAAGUGGUACAAGGAACAAGGGUGGUGGGCGUUCGGACAGUACUCGCUACCACCAAAUUCGGCACUGUUCAGCUUCGGGGAGGGAAGGGUAUAGCCACUUCUUUUCUUGUUUUAGCAUUUUUCGCGAGGAAAAAUUAAAAUACAUGCCGUGGCUUCAUAGUUCUAUCUACUAUAAGCCGUUUCUUUUAUAUCCACUUGUUGUAUUUGAAGAUAAAGAUCAUGCAAAACAUCAUACAGUGGAAAAUUGGCGCUGCCGUUUUCGCCUACGCCGUGUGUGCGUUUUCCGCACCGAUGUACGUUGCUGCGAAGCAUUUGGACACGCACGGGAGGAUCUUGGAAAAUUUGCUCGAUGGGGGAUUUUCGAUUCUAAUCGUGUGCUGUCUGAUCACUAUGUUGGGGCUGGCGGAAAUCGGGCAGCAAGUUGCGGAAAUGACACUCGAGGCGACGGCGUUGCAGGGAGAGGGAAAUAACGCUGGUGUGGGCGUGGCAGCAGGGACUACAGCAGCUGCUGCGCCAGGAGGAGCGAGCGGGAAUCCAUAGCAGUAGGUGGUGGAUCGAUUAUUUAUGAAAGCGAAAAAAUCAAAAUGAAUAUAAUUGAUGAAGAUCAACAUAACGAGCAGUUGUGAACUAGUCGUCCGAAACUGACAAACUGAUGAAACUACGCGAACGUUUUUUGUGCCAAUGCAUUUCAACGAUUUUACUUGUUUCAAGAACUGAUUUUGACAUGCAAAAUGAAUUUAUUUUACACUACGAAUUUCUAUAUUCUUCUGCUUCUGCAAGUGCAACACUCUUAGCAUUUUAGCAAGAUCGCUUGUACGAUUGAGAAAAGAUAGCGCACUAGAAUGAGUCACUAUGACAAAGUCGAUGAACUCACUACGGACAAUUCAGGCCAGGCGGACAACAAUGAACCUGAUGUAGAGAUGAAAGAACAAUGUGAUGAUGAUCUCUCUGAGAAUCAGGUAAAACAGCACCGAUCCAGGAGUUACCGCCGCUGGUGCUGCAGGAAAAGCCAAUUAGGAAACGGCAAGGAUUCCGCACUCCC
Molecule: messenger RNA, 8808 nt
Organism: Amoebophrya sp. A120
Lineage: Eukaryota; Dinophyceae; Syndiniales; Amoebophryaceae
Source: the annotation of a GenBank genome assembly